AUGUCAGGGAACCGAGUGGUGUGGGGACACGUGCAAAGUGUCCUUUGCACCUUCCCUGAGCACCUGGUGGUCUGUGGGGCCGGGACCAUGGCCAAGGGCAGGUGUAUGCAGGUGUCUGGGACCCCUGGCGGCCGCCUGAGGAAGGACCUCUGCACGCAGGAGUUCAAGGCCCUGCGGAGCUGCUUCGUCUCCGUGGCCAAGAAGACCCUGAAGGGCAGCCGUUAG
Balaenoptera acutorostrata (minke whale) is the source of this 225-nucleotide messenger RNA. RefSeq names its product NADH dehydrogenase [ubiquinone] 1 alpha subcomplex assembly factor 8-like. Gene Ontology annotation, cellular component: mitochondrion. The transcript has a single exon. Lineage: Eukaryota; Metazoa; Chordata; Mammalia; Artiodactyla; Balaenopteridae. Gene Ontology annotation, biological process: mitochondrial respiratory chain complex I assembly. The record is from RefSeq and is a predicted model, not a curated record. The coding region runs from base 1 to 225 and encodes 74 amino acids.